Macrobrachium nipponense is the source of this 1221-nucleotide messenger RNA. RefSeq names its product surfeit locus protein 4 homolog (gene Surf4). Gene Ontology annotation, biological process: Golgi organization. The transcript is spliced from 5 exons. Lineage: Eukaryota; Metazoa; Arthropoda; Malacostraca; Decapoda; Palaemonidae. The record is from RefSeq and is a predicted model, not a curated record. The coding region runs from base 108 to 920 and encodes 270 amino acids. Gene Ontology annotation, cellular component: endoplasmic reticulum; membrane; endoplasmic reticulum-Golgi intermediate compartment.
CAACUGCGUGAAGGGUGACUUAUCAUAGUUGCUCAACGACUGUGAAGUACGACAACACCAUCAUCCCUUGAGGAUCAUAAACACACCAACAACAAAUUCUGUAAAAUAUGUCGUCUCAAAACGAACUCCUAAGCCGGGCGGAAGACUUCGCUGAUCAAUUUUUAAGGUAUAGUAAAAAUUACUUACCUCACAUAGCACGUCUUUGUUUGGUGAGCACCUUCCUUGAAGAUGGCUUGCGUAUGUGGUGGCAAUGGCGUGAACAACGAGAAUAUAUGGACAUAUCAUGGGGUUGCGGAUACUUCUUGGCCACACUUUUUGUCUUAAUCAACCUCGUCGGACAAUUAGGUGGAGUUUUUAUGGUAUUAUUUAGGAAAAAAGUAGAAGUGGCAUGUGGAAUACUACUUUUCAUCGUGGUACUUCAGACUGUUGCCUACCAGAUACUUUGGGAUAUGCAGUUCCUGUUCCGAAAUCUAGCUUUAAUUGGAGGAUUAGCGCUUGUCUUGGCAGAAAGCAAAAAAGAAGCCCGGUCCAUAUUUGCAGGAGUGCCAUCCUUGGGAGAGAAUAAACCCAAGACAUAUUUGAUGUUGGGUGGAAGAAUUCUCCUUGUAUUCAUGUUCCUCACACUUGUCAGAUUCGAAUUUUCAUUGAUGCAGCUCUUCCAGAUAGUAAUAGGUGGAUUACUGAUGGCUCUAGUUGCUGUUGGUUACAAGACCAAGUUGAGUGCAUUUUUACUGGUCUUAUGGCUGAAUGUGUUCAAUGUUUAUGUUAAUGCUUGGUGGUCCAUCCCAGCAUACAAACCAAUGAGAGAUUUCCUCAAGUAUGACUUCUUCCAGACACUCUCUGUAAUAGGUGGUCUGCUAAUGUUGAUCUCAUUAGGUCCUGGUGGAGUCAGUAUGGAUGAGCAUAAAAAACAAUGGUAAACUGAACUUGGUUAUUUUAUGAUUUAAAAGUGCUAAGACAUUAUUAACAUCACUUCCAGGAUAUAGACACAUUCAGUCUAGUGUUCUGACAACAGCAUUGGUUAGUUUUAUAUUUGAUGAUAAAUUAUUGCAUCACAGUGUAUAUAUGCGAGGCCUUUUUUUAUUGUAAACUUCCUCUACAUUUUUCUGUUUGCUCCCUUUUUAUUUUCAUUGGAAGUAUAUAUUUGUUUUCCUCUUUAAAGUUUUAUAUUUUUGCUUUAUCAAUGCAUAAAUUUAUUGGUUAUUAACUAAAUAAAUUAAA